AUGGACGUCGUGUUCCUCUCGGUCCUGACCAUCAUCGGGAUCGGCGUCAUGUCGACCAUGGCGCUGAUUGGCGUCCGCGGCCGCUGGGUCGACGCCGUCUCGAACGGCUUCACGGGCGGCAUCCCGAGCGUCGGCAUCGUGGUCAUCACCCUUGGAUGGACUCUGGUCGGCAUGCUCCUCAUCAUCAUCGCCUUCGAGGUCAUCUACACGCUGCGGCAGUACGGCCGUUCGACCAACUUCUGGCAGCUGAGCUUCCUCGACCUGACGGACGACACACGACCUCUCGACGGCCCGCGCGUACGCCGCGCCCGUAUCGACAUUGAGGGAGAGGAGGCUUUGCCCAUGCGCGCUGCGAACGCGAGCGCUAUGUCGCCGUUCUCGCUCCCGCAUCCAGACGUCACCCCGUUCUCGAUGUCGCAUGGCGGCACCGCACCGUCGUCACCGUACAAGGCUGACGCGCUGCCCCCCUACGAGCCCCCAGCGGACUCGGGGAUGGCAUCGGUGCUCGUCCACUCGUCGCCGUCGACCAGCUCACCAUCAGCCGUAGUCCCGACGCUGGGACAUGCACAGUCGCGCCAGUCAUCGUCGGGAUACCCAUUCUCGGGAUACGCCGGGCAGCAGCAGGACAUGCCCGACUGGAAGCGCGCCGCACUCGACGCGCCAAUGCCAGAUUGGAAGCGCGACGCGCUGCAAGGCCCGAGUGGGGAUGGGCUGCCGCCCGGAGCUGCGCCGUCGCGUCCAUCGCAGUGA
This is a messenger RNA of Vanrija pseudolonga, 750 nucleotides long. RefSeq lists its product as uncharacterized. NCBI's taxonomy places the organism in Eukaryota, Fungi, Basidiomycota, Tremellomycetes, Trichosporonales, Trichosporonaceae. Bases 1 to 750 code for a protein of 249 amino acids. The transcript is spliced from 3 exons. The record is from RefSeq and is a predicted model, not a curated record.